Messenger RNA from Ixodes scapularis (black-legged tick), 564 nucleotides. RefSeq lists its product as uncharacterized. The transcript has 4 exons. The annotation marks the transcript as partial. The record is from RefSeq and is a predicted model, not a curated record. Lineage: Eukaryota; Metazoa; Arthropoda; Arachnida; Ixodida; Ixodidae.
GUCAUUUAUUUGGUUUUCUCGCCAACCCAAUUCACUGCCGACACAGUGCAGGCGUACAAGUCUCUCGAGGCCUGGAAUUACUUCGAGUUUGGCUUUGUACGAGAGUGCAAGCUAUGGAAGCCCCAAGGAGCCGCAGUCUGCUUCGUGAGAGCCAAAGCGAUGCCUUCACAGCGUGCAACGACUGAACCUCACGACACCUGGGUGUGCCUGACCAACGCGUCUGGCGGGUUGCGCGCCGCGCACUGCACGUGCAAAGCUGGGAUGACUGAGGUCUACUGCCACGUUGCUGCAAUCCUGUACGCUGUGGAGCCCGCAGCACAGAUGGUGCCACUGGACGAAAACAACUUGAGCAAACUUGGGAAGCCGGCCAGACGUAUUUGCAAGGAACCAGACCAUGUUGCCGCAGCUUAUGUGCCUGGAGAUGAGGCACUGUUCCGGAGGCUCAAGGAGAUCAAUCCUCAAGCUGCCGUACUUCGGUCGAUUCCAAAAUUUAAUGCCGAGGAGACGGAUUCUGCCUCGGAUGCCGACGAAAUGUACAGCCUGUUGCGGUAUAAUAUGUUUUGA